UUUUGUGUGUGCAUUAAAAUAUAGUUAAGGUAAAAAAAAAUAACUUUUUAAGAAUAAAAUAAUAUUUCUGAAUAUAUUCGCCAUAUAUCUUUCCUAGCUCACAAUAAUCUGAUACAUUUUUAUUUAAUAGCCAAUAUGUUUGUAAGCAUACACAUAUGUGGUUUAACCUACGUAGUACACAUAAAUCAUUUAUUAAAUGACUGUAAAGGCUAAUAUAAACAUUAUAUUAAAAUGUCUCAGAAAGCCAACAGUGUAGGUUAUUUUGUUAUUUAUUGUUCAAAAUUCAAAAUGAAGCAUUAACUCACUAUUGUUCUAUUAAUUUAAAUCGAAUGGGUGGGAUUUAUCAGUGGCUAACCUUUGAAACAAUGCAAACCGCUAUUUAUUCCGAGCAGGAGUGGCUUAUGGUUUUUUCUAAGCUUCCUAAGAGUUUGCAUACAAUUGACAAAUGCUGGCUAUUUUAAUCUUUCAGGAGGACAUAUAGCUGCUGCCAUAACGAGAUCUGCUGUACAUGUUAUUAUAGUUACGUUUGUUCUGCAUCUAAGGUCUGGAUAUUAUACCUUCUAAACUAACAUCAUGAAAUCAAUGAGGGAAGUUGAUCUGGAUACAUACAGUUUGUCUUUACUUACGGCAAAAGAAGACAUCCUGAGCCCACGCUCAUCAACAAACUGGGCUUUAUUUACCUAUGAUGGAAUAAUGAACAGACUCAAACUGGCUGAUUCCGGAGGUAAGAGCACAAAAAGCUUUAUAAAUAAGGUUUUAUGUUUUGUGGGCUUGUUUAUGUGCUUGUUUGUUGUAGUAGGUGGAUUGAAAGAGUUGACGGCUAAACUUCACCCUAGACGGCCGCUUUAUGGGAUGUGCAGGGUGGGCAAAGCUCAACCCCGCAUCGCUAUGAUAUUAUGGGUAGGAAAUGAAGUGGAUGAGUACCGCAGAGCUGAGUGUGCCAGUCAUUUACCAGCAAUUAGGUCCUUCUUUAAGGAAGUUCACAUCUUUCUUCCUGCCCACACUUUGGAUGAAAUCACAGAGGAGAGGAUCUGUACGCUGGCCUAUAAUGCUGCAGUAGUGACGCAGGGGCCAAGAGGGAGACCUAGCCGCCGGACAGAAGACAGACAGGCCAUUGUGGGCACUAAUUACAAGCGAACAAUCGCAGUUGCAGAGAUCCAGAGAAUCCAGAGAGAUUCUUUUUGGGCACAAGCAGAGAGAGAAGAGGAGGAAAGGAAAAAAGAGGAACAGCGGAGGGCAGCAGAGGACAGGAGGCAGAGAGAGAAAGAGCGAUUGCUUCAGGAAAGGAGAGAUGCAAUAGAGAGAGAGAGAAGGAUGAAUGAAAAAGAACAGAAAAUAAAGGAGCAGAGGAGAAUACAGGCGCAAAUGGAGGCAGAGGCCCGGAAACAGGAGAAAAUAAAAUGGGAGCAUGAGGAAAGGGAGCAUGAAGAAGAUGAGAUCAGAGCUAGAUAUUCACGCUCUCAAUCAGGGGAAAAAGCUGCGGAGGCAGCAGCUCUGGUGUCUCAGCGUACUGUAAACCCCAGAGAGUUUUUCAGACAACUGUCCUCCUCAAGUGUCCACACAGCCUCCAGUCCCAGCUCCACAUCUCCAGUCAGGAGUCCCUAUAGACGACUGCAUCGCAGUCAGACGGAAAAUAUCUUCAGUUUCAAUGACUCACCUUCUUCUACACCUACAUCCCCAUACAGACCAUCAGUGGUAUCGCCUUACUUUCUGUCGAAUCCCACAUCCCGGAGCCCAAUCCUUUUCACUAGCACUACAGCUUCCUCGCUGCACAAUGGUGCAAUGGUAUCUACCAAAAGCCAGAUCCAGCUAUCUUCACCCAAGACGAUAGAGCCAUGGCUCCAAACUCAACCAUCACCUACAACCAGUGCAACUAAAUCUGAAAUCAAAAGCCCUAUCAGUGAUAUAUUAGAUAGUCUGGUCUUUUAUCCACCUCCACCAACCCCUGAGCAGCUCAAACCAGAUGAAUCAGAGAUAGUGGAUGAGUUGCCUCCACCACCCCCAGGUUUUGAGAAUUCACCAGAACCAUCUGUGAACCAGGCUGAGACGCUUGACGAACCCUUAGACCCUCUUCUUCCUCCAUCAUGUGUUUUGGUACCUGAGCCACCCACCAGACCACUUCCUGCUCUGCCCGUUGCUCCACGAAUGCUGAAAGACCUGGAAGCAGAGAGGGAUUUUACUGCUCGGGCAUUGGUUAUAUCUACGGUUGAGGAGGAGGAGGAUGAAGGGAGUGGAGAAAAAGAGAUGAAAUACGAGAGGAAAGAUGCGACUGAAGAAGAAGAAAAGAAGGGAGGAGGAGGAGAAGUGCGAGCUGAAACUGGAGAGAAGAAGAACAGAGGACAGGAGGAACAUGAUGGGAUGACUGUGGAAAAACAUGAAUGUGAAAAAGAAUCAACUGGUAAAUCGAUGGAGAAAUAUGAGAGUGGAAAAGAACAAGAUGGGAAAAUGUUGGAAGAAAAACAAGAUGGAAAUAUUAUGGAAGAAUGUGAGAGAGUUGAUAAAAUUGUGGAGGAACAAGAGAGUGAAAAAAUAAGGUUAGAAGGUGUGCUAGAAAAAGACCAGGAUGGGAAAAUUAGAGAAAAACAUGAGGAAGAUUUGAAAGAACAUGAAAAUCACAAAAAUAUGGAAGAAUAUAAGCAAGAUGGGAAUGUUGUGGAAGCAUUUGACAGUGAAAAGGAACAAGACGAGAAAAACACAGACGUAUUCGUGACUGAAAAAAUACAAUAUAGGAAAACUAUGGAUGAAUGCGAGCAAGAAAAUGAGCACAAUGGGAUAAUGGUAGAAAAAUGUGAGGAAGAACAUGACAGUGAAAAGGAAAAACGUGGGACAUGUAUGGAAGAAUAUAAAAGUAAAAAAGAGCAAGAUCAGAGAAUAAUUGAAUUUAAGAGUGAAAAUAUACAAAAUGCAAAAAUGACGUUACAUAUGAGAGAAGAUAAGCAAGAUGCGAAAAUUGUGGAUGUUUUUGACAAUGAAAAAGAACAAGACAAGAAAAGCAUGGAAGUAUCUCAAACUGAAAAAACACAAUACGCAAGAAUGAUGGAAGAAUGUGAGAAAGAAAAUGAGCAAGAUGGGAAAACUGUAGAAAAAUAUGAGGAAGAACAUGAGAGUGAAAAGGAACAAGAUGGGGAAAUUAUGAAAGAACAGGAGGUUGACAAAAUACAAGAUAUGGUAGAAAAAUUUGAAGAAUAUAAGAAUGCAAAAGAAAUUGAUGGAAAAAUGAUGGUAGAACAUGGAAGCAGAGAAAAACGAGAUGGGAAUAUUAUGGAUGCAUUUGACAGUGAUAAAGAACAAGAUGAGACAAGCAUUGAAGUAUUUGAGACUGAAAAAUUACAAUAUGUGCCAAAGAUGGAAGAAUGUGGGCAAGAAAAAGAGCAAGAUGGGAAAACUGUAAAAAAUCUGGAAGAACAUGACUUUGAGAAUGAAAACAUACAAAAUGGAGACAGAGAAGAACAUGAAAGUGAAAAAGAUGAAGGUUUUAAAGUUGUGGAAGUAUUUGAGACCGAAAUUAGCGAAGAAUGUGGGCAAGAAAAUGAGCAAGAUGGGAAACCUGUAGAAAAACAUGAACAUGGGAAAAGUUUGGCAGACGAUGAAAACGAAAAUCAACAGAAUUGCGAAAUGAUAGAAGAAAAAAUUCAUGAUGGAGACUUCAUAGAAGAACGUGAAGGUGAAAAAGAAGAAUGGAAAGUAGUGGAAGUAUUUGAGACUGAAAAAAUACAUCAAGUGAAAAUUAUGGAAGCACGUGAGCAAGAUGGGAAAAAUGUCGAAAAAUGUGAGAAAGAAGAUGAUGGUGAAGAACAAGAUGGUAGAAGUUUGGAAGAACAGGAUUGGAAAAUUAUGGAAAUGCUUGAGAGCGAAAAAGAGCAAGAUUGGAAAAUUGGGGAAGAACAUGAAGAUGGGAAAAGGCUAGAAGAACAAGAGGGUGAAAAAGAACAGGAUUGGAAAAUGACAGAAAAAAUACAGUAUGUGAACAUCUCGGAGGAACAUGAAAGUGAAAACAAACAAGAUGAGAUGACAGAAAACCAACAAGACAGAGAGAACCAAGAUAAGGAACGAAUGUCACAUGUGGAUGUAGAUAAAGCAGUGAACGUGACUGUGCUCAGGAAGGAGGAAUCAUACACGGAGGUUCUAAAGAGGGAUGAGAAGGAACCUUUAAUCCAGACAGAAGAGGCUGACACUGUUUUUUCCCAGCAUGCACCAAUCUUCCCAGAAUCACAUGCUGCAGAGCCAUCUGCAAUCAAUGACGCAUGUAUUCCUCAAAGUAUUUCAACCACUCAAGAUAAAAAGGAGCCACAGAUGUGCUCAACUGAUACCGCAUCCCAAAUAAACUUACCAACCAUUCAGGUCGAGUCAGAUCUUUCUUGUUUAAACAAUCAAGGAGAUUCAGACAUGAAAGAGAAGACUGAACCUGUUGACUCUCAAGCUUCCUCAGAGAUCUCCAAAAACACCGCCUCAGCAGAACAGACUCCUGCGGUGGAGGAUGAACAGACAGAUGCAGAAAUGCUUCAAGAGAAUAAAAUUGUGGACAGCAGCAGUGAUUUGGCUGAGAGGAUCGAUGCUGAGUCCAAGACAUCACAUAUAUCUGAGAAUCAAGCCAGGACUGGACAAUCCGAUGAGGGGGAGGGGGAGGGGCUUGUACCUGUCUGUCAUAACCCCGAAGACACAGUGGGCCUAAAAUAUUGUAUUACUCAUCAGCUGGAUCCGACCAAUGACAUAAGUGAUGUUGAAGAGGGAGAAGAGGCUAUCUCACUCCUGGCCAGUGACACAGAUGUGGAGCAAAACUUCAAAUGCGAUUCUGACCCCGAUCAAGUGAAUGAAGACAUUAAACAUGCAGAACUGCGAAACUAUCAUGGAAACGCCCAACGACAGGAGGAAUGAUAAGACAGCUGAUGAAAAAUGAAGCACAUAAUUGGUGUCACGAAUCUGGUCUGCACUUCCGUUCAUUCAACACCAGAGGUCACUUGCUCACCACUUUGACUUUCACACCACACAUCACAAUGGACUGCGUUUCCCAUCAGCCAUCUCACCAAUCACACGCUCACCUGAUCACACGCACACAGCUGUAACCAAUCACACUGAUCACAUACCCUAUUUAAGCCACGGACUUUCUCUCCCUCGUCGCCGAGUAUUGUAUGCAUUAUCGCUGCCCUACAGAGCCCCGUUAGUUUUCCUAGCCUUGCCUUGCCUGGUCUCGCCUCACCUAGCCUUGCCUUUGUUCGGAUUGUUUUCCCUGACUGGACUCUCGCUCACGUUUUGGAUUACCUCUCUUGUCAAGCCCCUUUGGAUACUGUUCGCCGAUCGUCGACCCACGCUUGUCUUUGUUUACUCUCUGUCUCGCCCAUGUUAUACCUGUUUGCCACUGUUUGACCCUGCCUGUACGACCACGUCCCUGAUCAAUGAAAACUCGCACAUGGAUCCACACGUCUCACGUCUCGUCAGGCCCGUUACAUUAGGUUAACUUGAAGUAUAAAAAUAACUAAAUAAACUAAAACUACAGUUUAUAGACAUAAUUAAAAUUAUACCAGAAAAUAUAAAAAUUAAAAAUGUAAUUCAAAAUAUUAAUAAAAAAUAUAAUAGUAUAUCAUCAGUGACACUAAUAUAACACAAAACAUACAUUUGAGUAAUUGAACUCAAAACCUCAGUGUUUGAGAACUUCCCUAUGUGACAACUAGCCCUGGUCUCCUUACCUUUAAAAAAAUAGUAUAAAAUGGGCCCCUGAAUUUGAUCCAAACAGGUAUAAAAAAAAAAAAAAAAAGUUGAGCCAACUUAAAAUUAAGGCAACCAGCUUCAGCAGAUUUUUGAGUUUUCUCAGCUUGUCGUUUUAAGUUUAUACAACAAAAAUUUUAGAAUCUCCCACAAAAAUAAGUUGAGCAAA
Onychostoma macrolepis is the source of this 5872-nucleotide messenger RNA. RefSeq names its product WD repeat-containing protein 87. Bases 574 to 4875 code for a protein of 1433 amino acids. Gene Ontology annotation, molecular function: actin filament binding. The transcript has 12 exons. The record is from RefSeq and is a predicted model, not a curated record. Gene Ontology annotation, biological process: regulation of actin filament polymerization; neuron projection morphogenesis; positive regulation of dendritic spine morphogenesis. Gene Ontology annotation, cellular component: dendrite; cortical actin cytoskeleton; lamellipodium. NCBI's taxonomy places the organism in Eukaryota, Metazoa, Chordata, Actinopteri, Cypriniformes, Cyprinidae.